UAUGAACUUGAUGGUGUUGUGUGCUUCCAAGAAUUUUAUAUGGGGGAGAUUGGCUGCCUCAGUAUGUACUAUCAUCUCAAUUUUACUACAAAGACUAAAGGAGCUGAUGAUUUUCACGGUGGCAUCAACAAUCUAUUCUUUGCUGAAGUCACACAAAUAAAGGGCGAAAGUGCUGAAUAUGUGCUCAAUUGUUUCUGUAUGGUGAAACGCAAUGACAAUGGUCGAUGCUAUGAAUGUAUGUAUUACGGAAAUGUUGAUUUGAAGCACCCUGUCAAUGCUGAUAAAUAUAAAGGUCGCCACUCUCACCCACACAAAGUAGGGUACGGUUUGGUCGAUCGAGGGGUACCUGAAUACAUCCAGAAUGAGGAGGAUAUGCUGGCGGAUGAGGAGGCUAGGAUAAGAUAUAUAUACAAGUGCCCUGAUGAUCGUACUAUUGUGGCAAAAUCGAAUGGUGCAAGAAUGCCUGCUGUUUUGGCCAAGAGAGAGGAUGUUGGUUUGGCCAAACGAGAGAAUGCUGGUUUGGCCAAAAGAGAUGAUGCCCAAGGAAAAGGGAAAUACAUUGUACCUGCAAGGCGUCAGUUGGUUUGAGUAUCCCCUUAUGCAUAUGUUUGAUUUUUUUUGUUAAGGAAAGUGCAAGACUAUAAUUCCUAAACCCUACAUAUCUAUAAAAUACCAAAUAUAUAUACCUUAUGAAAAUGUAUUCCAUGAUAAAUCUGAUGA
Messenger RNA from Triticum aestivum (bread wheat), 720 nucleotides. RefSeq lists its product as uncharacterized. The transcript is spliced from 3 exons. The record is from RefSeq and is a predicted model, not a curated record. NCBI's taxonomy places the organism in Eukaryota, Viridiplantae, Streptophyta, Magnoliopsida, Poales, Poaceae. The coding region runs from base 40 to 588 and encodes 182 amino acids.